AUGAAGACCUUAGAGGAGACAAUGAGGUCCUGGUUCACCGUCCAGCUCAUUAUCCUAACGAUUCUUGCCUUCGCUAAAACCAGCAAUGGCAACUUUUGUAACAAAACAUUCACGAAAACAGUGACAAGAGAAGCCCUUUGUUCAGAGGCCAUCAAUUUGCUUUAUGAUCAGUAUACUUUGACCUCGAAGUACGACAAAAAAGAGUUAUACAGUUUUAUAACUAAUGAUGACCAAACGGCUAUGUGUUCCUUCGAAAAGUCACAGAAAGAGUACAAAACAGUAUGCUGUGACGGAUGGCAAGAACCAGACUGUGAAGAGCCUAUAUGUAAUUCUACAUGCUAUAUUCACGGAACUUGCGUCAACCCGUACAUUUGUGAAUGUGACGAAGGCUAUGCUGGUUUUCUUUGCGAGGACGAUGUUUCAGAUUACGACUACGGUCAGGAAAAACAGUACUGUUAUGGAACAUCUACGUGUUAUGGGCCGAAGGCUACCGGAUUUAAUCAGACUCGUGUGACAAAGGAAGAAUGUUGUCGGACAGGUGGUAACAGUUGGGGUGCACAAACGAAACGCUGUGACAACUGUUCAGCAACCAGUGGAGAUAUCAUUAAUCAAAAUCAUGAUAUCGGGUUCCGUUCAUGUUUAAGUUUCGGUCGAACCUACUACAGAACUUUUGAUGGCAGGCAAUACUCAUUUGGAGGAAGAUGUACAUAUGUGUUAACUAGAGCACCGGGACAUUUUCAAGUUGAUUUACAACAAAUUGACUGUGAAUUGCCAUCAACAUGCAAAAAGAAAGUUAUCGCAGUUGAUAGCAUGGGUAAUACGAUUGAAGUAGUGGACGGAGUGGUCAGUGUCAACGAAGAAAUUGUUCAAGUGGAAGAAAAGAUUCCGACACUCAGUCAGGGGCAUGUUUGCACUGUUCUGAAAAGUGGAGAUUGGUUAUGGAUAACAUUUGAGAAGUUGGGACUAAGCCUAAAAGUAGAUAAAAAAUCCACUGUUUAUGUAACCCUUAAAAACAAAAAUGCUCAGUUACUUCCGAAUAUUGAGGGAUUAUGUGGCAACGACAAUGGCGAUGGUAAUGAUGACUUCGUUACUCAGUCCGGUGUUGCGACAACUAACCCGACGUCAUUUGCAAACUCGUGGGUAAACGGAGACGAAAAGUGCCCCAUAGCGGGAUCUGUUCCUAAUUCUUGCAAAGAUGAUGUAAGCAAAGCACGUGCAAUGGAGGCAUGUGGAAUUAUGAGAUCAAGUGUGUUUGCUGAAUGCCGAGCAAAAAUGGCUUACAUCAGUUGGUACCAGAUGUGUGUGAACGAAUACUGUCAAGCAGAUGACGAUGAAAAGGAAUCAGUACGUUGUGAACAACUUGGAGCGUUUGCUCAGGAUUGUUCUAUGCAAGGGGCAGUCAUAAAUUGGAGGAGUCAGGGUUUGUGUCCAAAACAGUGUCCAGAAGGUCUGGUUUACAACGAAUGUGGUUUAUAUUGUCCCAGAACAUGCAACAAUAUAUUCGUGGAGCUUUCCGAUGCAUGUUCAAAGGAGAAAUCACAGUGCGUGUCCGGAUGCGAAUGUCCAAGUGGCAAAGUACUUGAAAACGGCAAAUGUGUGUUUCCGUCAGAAUGUAGUUGCACCAACAACCGCAUGACCUACAGCCCUAAUGCAACCAUAAAAGUAGACUGUAACUCCUGCACAUGCAGUUUUGGAAAAUGGCACUGUACAGAAAACGAAUGUGCAAAAAUUGGCAGUUUAACCGGCCUUUCCCAUGUCCAAACUUUUGAUGGAAAACAUUUCAGCUUAGAUCCAUCUGCCUGUGCCUUCGUACUUAUUGAGUCAAGAGACCCGAAUGGUGAUAGUCGAAUAAAUCUAACCGUGCAGGCAGUAUUUGAUACUUGUCCAACAACGAGUACCAUGCUAGGACGAAAUUGUUUGGUAGCGGUGAACAUCAAGUACAAAACAACUUCUUUAAACAUCCGAGGAGAUUUGAUAACAGUCGGUGAUACAGUGUUGAAUAAGAAACAAGGACUGUACAUGUAUUACUCGUCAGACCUGGUUAUCGAGCAGGCUACAACAAGCGUAAAUACGAUCAGGGGAUUAGGAUUCCAAAUCUUUCUUAACCGCAAAUUAAACAUUUAUUUGCGACUAGAUAGAGUAUUUGAAAAAAAGGUUCUCGGACUUUUUGGAAAUUAUGACAAUAUUGCAUCAAAUGAAUUUGAAACGAGACAUGGAAGCAUAGAAACAAAAAGUCACAUAUUUGCCCAUGAAUACAAAGACUGUUUGGAUCCAUCAAAGGAAUAUAAUCACCCUUGUCUUGAUUUAUCAAAGAAAAUAAAGGCUGAAGAAAAGUGCAAACCGCUCAUUAACCAUCCAAUAUUCACUGAAUGCUUCAACCAUGUAGAUGGUAACGUGUUUUAUACGAACUGCAUCGAGGACUACUGUGCAAGUAAAAGCCAGGACGUAAACAAUACUGUUUGUGCUAUCACAGAAGCGAUGGCAUUGCAAUGUGCACACAUUGGAGACUACAGUGCUGUUAAUUGGCUUUAUGAUGAAACGUGGUCUGAUAUGUGUGCUGAAUAUGCUGUGUGUGAAGGGGGCAGCGUCUACACCACCUGUGCCAAUACUUGCGAAGGCAAGUGCCGUGAUAUACAGGUCAAUGAUAUGUCGUGUAAAGAAAUAUGCAUGCCUGGAUGUAAAUGUCCGGAAGGCCAACUUUUGAGUGAUACAAAUGUGUGCGUUCUUAUUGAAGAAUGUUCAUGUUUUGACCGAUAUUCGAACACGUUUAAAGAGGCACAUUCAAUUACCACUCAAGGCUGCAGAAACUGUACUUGCAAAAAUGCCAAUUGGGUGUGCGACAAUGAAGAUUGUGACGACAGUAUUGACUGUCCAAAAAACCAAAUCUACAAAAAAGGUCUCACUGGCUGCGAAUCAACUUGUGAAACUUUGGACCGUACAAUAUCGUGUGGAAAUUCUCUAACAUAUGACGGAUGUGCCUGCCCAGAUGAUAUGUACAAAACAAAAAAUGGUACUUGUGUAAUGAAGGAUGAAUGUCCAUGUUCUCGUUUCGGCGAAUACUAUAGCCCAGGUGAAACUUUCGAGGAAUCGUGCAAAACAUACCGCUGCAAAGACAGACAAUGGAGUGUCAUAGCUAAGGAAGACUGUCCAGCUGUGUGCUGGGCAUCGGGAGAUCCUCAUUACACCACGUUUGAUGGCAUCCAUUUCAAUUUCCAAGGUGACUGUUCUUACACUUUGGCUAGGAGUAACGGGACAUUUGAUAUCAGUUCAGAAAAUGUGGAAUGUGGAGAUGGUGGCGUUACUUGUACAAAAAUGGUACAUGUAAAGUUACAAAGUGGUUUGACGAUAUCAUUGGUAAGAGGUUCUCCCGUAAAAGUUGGUGACACAGUUGUUAACGGCAUUAGCUACAAAACAUCUGGUGUCGAUGUUUCCAUUGAAUUCCCGUGGGUCCGUGUCACAGUCCUUGACGAAGAUAUUUCCGUGAUGUGGGAUAACGGUACAAGGGUUUAUAUUUUCCUCGGCUCCAAAUGGAAAGGCAGAGUGGAAGGUCUCUGUGGAAACUAUGACGAUAUUGAUAGUAACGACAUGCUGUCUCAGAAUGGAAUGAAUGAUGUUAAGGAUAUAUAUGGGUUUGCUAACUCAUGGAAAACAAGUACAACAUGUGCUGAUGUACAUUCUGAUCCAACAGAAUCUUUACCUUGUCAGGGUAGUCAAAGUAUCCGUGCUGCCUGGGCCGAACAGUCAUGCAAAGUCAUUAUCGAAGGCGAGCUUUUUGCAGAAUGUCGCAAACAGCCCAAAAUACAGACAGACAAAAUGUAUCAAGAUUGUUUGACAGAUGCGUGCAGUUGCAAUAAAGGCGGUGAUUGUGAGUGUCUGUGUACAGCGGUCGCCAAUUUCGCCGAGGCAUGUAACGCGUUGGGUAUACAUGUUAAAUGGAGAACACCACAUUUCUGUCCAAUUAUGUGUGAAGGAGGCAGACGGUAUACACCUUGUCGAUCGCCAUGCCCACAAACAUGUGUAAAUAUUGGCAACGAGCCGGAGCCAUACUGCAACGAUACGCAAUGUGUGGAAGGUUGCAGCUGUCCAGAGGGAUAUGUGGAAAGUGGUAAGUUCGAUGGAUGCAUGCCUGCUGAUGAAUGUCCGUGCCAUCAUAAAGGUGUGGAAUUUGAAGCAGGAUCCGUAAUAGUAACUGACUGUAUGACUUGUACCUGCGUUUCCGGAUCAUUUAAAUGCGUCGGCGACAGCUGCAAACCUAACUGCACGACAGAUGAAUUCACAUGUUCUAACGGAAAAUGCAUUUCAGACAUGUAUAAAUGUGACACUUUCCACGACUGUGAUGAUGGAUCUGAUGAAGGAAACUGCACAUGCAGUCCAGGACAAUUCCAGUGUGACAAUGGCGAUUGCAUAAAUGGAAAUGAGGAAUGCGAUGGCUAUCAAGAUUGUAUUGAUUCCACAGAUGAAAUGAAUUGCACAUAUAACUGCAAGGAUCUAACGAACAGCUUCCAAUGUCCGGAUGGAAACUGCUUCCCUCUGACUUUUCGCUGUGAUGACGAAUAUGAUUGUGAUGAUAGAUCAGACGAAGCCAACUGUACAGUUUGCACUGAUCCCCACCUUUAUCAAUGCACGACAACAAUGAAGUGCAUACCACCAUAUGUGUUGUGUGAUAAUCACGAUGACUGCGGCGAUGCUGAGGACGAAAUAGGAUGCACAACAACCUCAACGUCAAUUACCACAACUGCUAGUCCUCCAACUACCACUAGUAGUCCCUCUUCUAGUACCACCGGUCCGACUCCUACAUCUUCUCGUCCUACAUCUACAACCACAAUUUCAACACCAACAGGAACAAGUCUGAUAUCUACAGUAACGACCCCAGAAUGCCAGGAAAUGACGAUGGAUUCAAGUUCAACGGCCGUUAUUCAAAAGACGAAAGAUGGCGUCAUACACGAUUUAAAAGCAUUGGUUCAUGGUGUAGAACCAACUAUUUAUUAUAGCCUAACAAACAUUGAGAGCGAAGUCACCUUUCUAUCAUAUUCAGCACUAUUAUUUGGUGUCAACUACAUUAAUGUAUAUGUGCUAGAUCGAAAUGGUGUCAGAGUGAAUGGACAGAACCCUUUUUCCAUGACACUUGACAGUGAUAAGGAGGUCAUCGUGCUAUUGAACAGUACAAAAGGAUAUUCGUUGGAGUCAGAACUCCACCCGAGGCCAUAUAAGCCGGUGACGCAGGCCUUUCGAAAUAUAACAGUUUGCUACUCUCCAGCAACAACCUCAACGUCAAUUACCACAACUGCUAGUCCUCCAACUACCACUAGUAGUCCCUCUUCUAGUACCACCGCGACAACGAUAUCAUCAGAAACAACAUCAACAACCACUACAACUACACCAGUCUCAACAUCAACAACCUCAACAGGAACUAGUCCGUCAACAAGUAGCUCAACAUUUACAGCUUCAACUCUAUCACCUACAACAACCACAGAGUGCCAGGACAUGAUGAUGAAUUCGAAUUCAACAGAUGUCGUUCAAACAGUAAAUGAUGGCACAGUAUACGAUCUCAAUCAAACAGUAUACGCUGAGCCACCACCUGUCUUCUAUCAUUUAAUAAACAUCAAUGGCGAAGCCACUUUCAAAACUUAUUCCGCUGUGAUAUACGGUGCAAAAAGUAUCAGAGUAUAUGUACUGGAUCGGGACGGUAACAGAGUUAAUAUGCAACCUUUCCAAAUGUCACUUUACCAUGAUACGGUGGUCGUCAUACAAUUGAAUAGUACAAAGGGAAAUUCUCUGGAGAUUCAGCUAGAGGCGAGAGCUUACGGAUAUAGACGGCUGAAUUUUCGAUACAUCGGUGUUUGCUAUUCGCCAGGUACCACUACGACGUCAUCUGUAACAGUAACGUCAACAACCACUACCUCGUCAACUACGACAACGACAACAACACCAGUCUCAACACCAUCAUCAACAAGUGGUACGACUUCUACUUCUGCAAGUGAGACACCUACGACGCAUACAGCUCCCACAACUUCGACAACUACUACAACAACGACGACAACUACCACAACGACACCGCCAACCACAACGUCUGAAAUCACUAGUGCAAUACCAACAACUAGUCAAACACCUACAAGCACAAGUUCGACGCUUACAACGAGGACAGAAUGUGAAGAUGAUAUGGUGACAGAGGAUGACUUUGACGAUGUUUCCGUGUCAUCUACGGAUGGUAGCGUUAACAGGCUGGAUUUCACGUCUCACAAUACCAAUUCAACAUCGACAAUUUUGUACGAGAUUCAGGAUGCUAUCGGCCAGACCAAAUUCGUGCAAAUCCUUGUAAAAGUACGCAACGUAAGGAGAAUUGAGUUCUUGGUAUUAGACGAAAGCGGCAAGCCGGUUCCUGUUGCUACAGAGAUUAUUGAUGCAAAUAACCAGUAUGUGACGCUAGAUGUGAAUCUGAAAAGUACAGCGGGCCUUGCACUGCAAGUUGUCUUAUUUUCAAGUGUAUAUGAUCGAAGUGAACUGACCCUCAUCGAACUUAAAUAUUGCGUCACAAGAGGAACCACACCAUCGAUACCACCAACCACCUCAACAGAAACGUCAUCAUUAUCUACAACUGCAACUACAUCACCUUCCACCUCUAUCCCUACAACAGCAACUACCUCUACAACGACCAUAUAUACUUCUUCGGCACCUUCAACAACACUGACAGAAUGUGAAGAAGAUAUUGUGACAGAGGAUGACUUUGACGAUGUUUCCGUGUCAUCUACGGAUGGUAGCGUUAACAGGCUGGAUUUCACGUCUCACAAUACCGAUUCAACAUCGACAAUUUUGUACGAGAUUCAGGAUGCUAUCGGCCAGACCAAAUUCGUGCAAUUCGUUGUUGAAGUACGCAACGUAAGGAGAAUUGAGUUCUUGGUAUUAGACGAAAGCGGCAAGCCGGUUCCUGUUGCUACAGAGGUUAUUGAUGCAAAUAACCAGUAUGUGACGCUAGAUGUGAAUCUGAAAAGUACAGCGGGUCUUGCACUGCAAGUUGUCUUAUUUUCAAGUGUAUAUGAUCGAAGUGAACUGACCCUCAUCGAACUUAAAUAUUGCGUCACAAGAGGAACCACACCAUCGAUACCACCAAGCACCUCAACAGAAACGUCAUCAUUAUCUACAACUGCAACUACAUCACCUUCCACCUCUAUCCCUACAACAGCAACUACCCCUACAACGACCAUAUAUAUUUCUUCGGCACCUUCAACAACACUGACAGAAUGUGAAGAUGAUAUGGUGACAGAGGAUGACUUUGACGAUGUUUCCGUGUCAUCUACGGAUGGUAGCGUUAACAGGUUGGAUUUCACGUCUCACAAUACCAAUUCAACGUCAACAAUUUUGUACGAGAUUCAGGAUGCUAUCGGCCAGACUAAAUUCGUGCAAAUCCUUGUAAAAGUACGCAACGUAAGGAGAAUUGAGUUCUUGGUAUUAGACGAAAGCGGCAAGCCGGUUCCUGUUGCUACAGAGGUUAUUGAUGCAAAUAACCAGUAUGUGACGCUAGAUGUGAAUCUGAAAAGUACAGCGGGUCUUGCACUGCAAGUUGUCUUAUUUUCAAGUGUAUAUGAUCGAAGUGAACUGACCCUCAUCGAACUUAAAUAUUGCGUCACAAGAGGAACCACACCAUCGAUACCACCAAGCACCUCAACAGAAACGUCAUCAUUAUCUACAACUGCAACUACAUCACCUUCCACCUCUAUCCCUACAACAGCAACCACCCCUACAACGACCAUAUAUACUUCUUCGGCACCUUCAACAACACUGACAGAAUGUGAAGAUGAUAUGGUGACAGAGGAUGACUUUGACGAUGUUUCCGUGUCAUCUACGGAUGGUAGCGUUAACAGGUUGGAUUUCACGUCUCACAAUACCAAUUCAACAUCAACAAUUUUGUACGAGAUUCAGGAUGCUAUCGGCCAGACUAAAUUCGUGCAAAUCCUUGUAAAAGUACGCAACGUAAGGAGAAUUGAGUUCUUGGUAUUAGACGAAAGCGGCAAGCCGGUUCCUGUUGCUACAGAGGUUAUUGAUGCAAAUAACCAGUAUGUGACGCUAGAUGUGAAUCUGAAAAGUACAGCGGGUCUUGCACUGCAAGUUGUCUUAUUUUCAAGUGUAUAUGAUCGAAGUGAACUGACCCUCAUCGAACUUAAAUAUUGCGUCACAAGAGGAACCACACCAUCGAUACCACCAAGCACCUCAACAGAAACGUCAUCAUUAUCUACAACUGCAACUACAUCACCUUCCACCUCUAUCCCUACAACAGCAACUACCCCUACAAUGACCAUAUAUACUUCUUCGGCACCUUCAACAACACUGACAGAAUGUGAAGAUGAUAUGGUGACAGAGGAUGACUUUGACGAUGUUUCCGUGUCAUCUACGGAUGGUAGCGUUAACAGGUUGGAUUUCACGUCUCACAAUACCAAUUCAACAUCAACAAUUUUGUACGAGAUUCAGGAUGCUAUCGGCCAGACUAAAUUCGUGCAAAUCCUUGUAAAAGUACGCAACGUAAGGAGAAUUGAGUUCUUGGUAUUAGACGAAAGCGGCAAGCCGGUUCCUGUUGCUACAGAGGUUAUUGAUGCAAAUAACCAGUAUGUGACGCUAGAUGUGAAUCUGAAAAGUACAGCGGGUCUUGCACUGCAAGUUGUCUUGUUUUCAAGUGUAUAUGAUCGAAGUGAACUGACCCUCAUCGAACUUAAAUAUUGCGUCACAAGAGGAACCACACCAUCGAUACCACCAAGCACCUCAACAGAAACGUCAUCAUUAUCUACAACUGCAACUACAUCACCUUCCACCUCUAUCCCUACAACAGCAACUACCCCUACAACGACCAUAUAUACUUCUUCGGCACCUUCAACAACACUGACAGAAUGUGAAGAUGAUAUGGUGACAGAGGAUGACUUUGACGAUGUUUCCGUGUCAUCUACGGAUGGUAGCGUUAACAGGUUGGAUUUCACGUCUCACAAUACCAAUUCAACAUCAACAAUUUUGUACGAGAUUCAGGAUGCUAUCGGCCAGACUAAAUUCGUGCAAAUCCUUGUAAAAGUACGCAACGUAAGGAGAAUUGAGUUCUUGGUAUUAGACGAAAGCGGCAAGCCGGUUCCUGUUGCUACAGAGGUUAUUGAUGCAAAUAACCAGUAUGUGACGCUAGAUGUGAAUCUGAAAAGUACAGCGGGUCUUGCACUGCAAGUUGUCUUAUUUUCAAGUGUAUAUGAUCGAAGUGAACUGACCCUCAUCGAACUUAAAUAUUGCGUCACAAGAGGAACCACGCCAUCGGUACCACCAACCACCUCAACAGAAACGUCAUCAUUAUCUACAACUGCAACUACAUCACCUUCCACCUCUAUCCCUACAACAGCAACCACCCCUACAACGACCAUACAUACUUCUUCGGCACCUUCAACAACACUGACAGAGACGACCGAAUCCAUGUCAUCGUCAUCAGUUCUUUCAACCGAAAGUUCAACAUCAAUUAUUUCUGUAUCUACAUCAUCGCCUACCUCUGCAAGUAAGUUUAUAACUUUCAUAAAUUAUCCCUUUUUUCAGCUGAUGCUUGGAUAA
Molecule: messenger RNA, 9567 nt
Organism: Ylistrum balloti
Lineage: Eukaryota; Metazoa; Mollusca; Bivalvia; Pectinida; Pectinidae
Exons: 59
Coding region: 1-9567 (3188 amino acids)
Cellular component (GO): extracellular matrix
Molecular function (GO): protein binding
Source: RefSeq, a predicted model, not a curated record